Messenger RNA from Striga hermonthica, 717 nucleotides. The record is from the annotation of a GenBank genome assembly. Lineage: Eukaryota; Viridiplantae; Streptophyta; Magnoliopsida; Lamiales; Orobanchaceae.
AUGCAGCACCAGCCGCCGGACUCCGACCUGCCACCUCUCGCUGCCAUUAAGGUCCGCUCCUCCUCCCCGCGAUUCCCCCCUCCUACCACACCCCUCUCCACCGACACCCCCACCGCCAACGCCCAGCGCAAGAUCGGCAUCGCCGUGGACCUCAGCGACGAGUCGGCCUUCGCCGUCAAGUGGUCCGUCCGCCACUACCUCCGCCCCGGGGACGCAGUUGUCCUCCUCCACGUCCGCCCGACCUCCGUCCUCUACGGCGCUGAUUGGGGUUCCGUCGACCCCUCUAGUUCCAUCGACGCCUCCAGCGAGGAGUCCCAACGGAAGCUUGAAGACGAUUUUGACGCUUUCACCUCCACGAAAGCUGCCGAUAUGGCCCAGCCGCUUGUGGAGGCGCAGAUCCCCUUCAAAAUCCAUAUCGUCAAGGACCACGACAUGAAGGAGAGGCUCUGUUUGGAGGUUGAGAGGCUGGGUUUGAGCGCCGUCAUCAUGGGGAGCAGGGGAUUUGGGGCUACUAAGAGGGGUAGCGACGAGAGGCUCGGAAGUGUGAGCGAUUACUGCGUGAGGCAUUGUGUUUGCCCUGUAGUUGUUGUGAGGUAUCCGGAUGAGAAGGACAGCGCCGGAGGUGGAGAUGAGCCGGUGGUAUCUGUGGCUUCUGCCGCCACGGAGGAGGAGGAGCCUGAAUAUCAUGAUGCAACGGAUGGUAGGAAAGAUUCCUAG